AAGCUAUAUGAUAUGAGGUUUAUUGCAAAUUGCAGUAAAAUGCAUACAAAUCCACACCACACUUUUCAGAUUUUUACUGCGAGAAAAACAUACUUUGAAAACUAUGCAUAACUAUAUCCAUGUACUUCUCUGUUAUGUGCUUCUUGCCUGUCAUAAAAUUCCUCCAAAAUAUUUUGACAUUUCUAGCUGUACUGGGACAAAACAUGAAAAGAUUAAAGGGGUUCCUUUGCCAUGUAACGCAUAUCAUAUUUAGGUUUCAUGGCUGUAAACUGGGAUGUUUACAUAUUCAGUCUGAUAGGAAAUUAUUUUAAACAAUUUGAUUGUUAGUUUUCAUUUUCAGUUUAUGUUUGCGUUUUUGUCAACACGGUAAACAGAGGCACGCUGACUGUCCAAAAGGUCAAACAAAGUGAGAAGGUCUCGGAGAAACAGCUGGACGAUGCUGACGUUCUGCUGCCACACAGUCGGCUGAGUUUUGACGCUCUUUGUUCCAGGAAACAAUAAAGCGGCCACCCCCUCCACCACCACCCCCAGAUGAGCGCAUCCCACUGUACGCAGCGUCUACGUAAUCUGGCUGCUUGGAGCUCGGAGAACAACAACACGCACUCGGGACUGAGGGAUGCUGCUGGGACCCAGUGGAUGAUGCGCCCCGCGCUCCGCAGGAGUCACCGCCAUUACAUCAUCUUCAUCCGCUCGAGAGCCGUUUAGUCACAGCCUGUGACUGGGAUCCCGGCCGUUUGGAUCGAGCAGCGGGGAUUAAUGGAACGCACAACGCUGGCGUUUCAAUGAAGGCAGUGGAGGGGAGGGGGAGAGCAGGAGAGACGUGCACCGUCAUCAGCAUCUGUCCGCCAGCUCCCUUUGUUUUCACCGGAGAACGUGAAUGGCGAGAGAUGACAUGGCAGAGGUAGACUUGCCGUCAAACGGAGCGGAGCCCCCCGGUGAGGCGUCCCCGGCGUUCCCCUAUGAGGAGUACGAAUGUAAAAUCUGUUACAAUUACUUCGACCUUGACCGGCGGGCUCCGAAGAUCCUGGAGUGUUUGCACACGUUCUGCGAGGAGUGCCUGAACACGCUUCACCUCCGGGAGGAGCGGCCAUGGCGCAUCAGCUGCCCAGUGUGUCGCCACCGGACGCCCGUCCCGGACUACCGGAUCCAGAACCUGCCCAACAACACCAAGGUGACGGAGGAUUUCCCGCUCUACAUCGACUCCGACCCCUUGCCGCAGGACGCCCUGCCGCCGUACCCCCCGCCUCUGCACCCGGCUCUGGUCGCCCUCCGCCGUGAGGAGGCGUCGGGCGCCAGCCAGGCGACCCCUUCCACCACGGUGUCCACGGCCACAACCCUCUCUCAGGACUCGGUGCGCUACGACAGCUGUCAGAGCUGCAAGAGGGUGGCGCUGACCACCGGCUGCGUGUGCGUGAUUUUCUCGUUCCUGUCCAUGCUGGUGCUGCUGUUCAUGGGCCUGAUUUUUGUGCACAGCCACAGCAUCCCCCCUUCUCCGGCCGGACCCAUCUGCUUGUCGGUCGCCAGCAUCCUGGCCAUGUUCUCGGUGGUCGUCACGUGGCUCAUCUGCUGGCUCAAAUACAGACCUGACCACGAGACAGGCCGCGCGUCCGCUACCAGUAACUCCAGGAGGAACGCCUGAUUGGCUGCUGGCCCUGAUGUACCAGGGCUGUGUGUGCGUGUGUGUGUUUGUGAGACCAUGUACAUAGGAGCCUCCUGGCAACUGAUUUUUUUUUCUUGCUCCCUUUACUUUUUUUUUUUUUUUUAGGGGAAAUGGCCUUUUAUCAGUAUAGCAAACACCCAAAGGCCUUCAUGUUGUUUGGAGCAAUAUAGGCCAACUUGAUUCUUGAUAAUAUUUUUCCUAAACUUAUGCACUGGACUUUGGGGUGGUAGCUGACUGGACGUGUUGCUGGGUGAACUUCUUACUUUGAUGAGAGUUUUGGGGUGUAUUUGGUUUGAUAAAAGAACAUGAAGUACUUAGAUUUGGGUUCGGUACCCUUUCCAUCACUGUCUAGCUAUAUAAUAUGCAUUUACCCCCACUAUGCCACUCACUGUAUGAUAACUGUCCACAAUGAUUCAGUCACAUCUCAGAAAAACCCACCAGUGUUAUUGUACAGAUAUGCUCACUUUUGGGGGGUUUUGGUUGAAAGGGUUUGGUUUUGAUGGAUGCUUACUGUUUGUUUAUGUGGUGAAUCUUUAAAUCGGAUCUCAGCUAAGCUGCAUCCACAAUGGAAUCAUGUAAAUAGGUCAGAAGUAUGGACAACUGCUGCGGGAUGUUUGGCGUGAUCAGCCUUUUUUUUUUUUUUUUAGAGACCUUCCUUUGUGCUUUACCUUUAUCUUGCAGGAUGGUACUGUUUUUACUGCCCACUUCUUCCAAGCAAAGGAAUACGAAGAGACAACUUGUGAUUUUGAACCCGUGUUUUGCUACUUUAGUGCAUGUGAGGUCAUUCUAUUCCUUUCUUUACUUUAUAAUGAAAGAGACAGUUUGUCUCCUGACUUUUGUGCCUCACCGUGUUUCAAAAUGAAGUCAAACUUCACUGCUUUCAGAAUCAAACAGCGUCGAAGCUCGGGUGUAAGUGGGGAAUCCCUCAUCUGCUCUCAUCUUCUACUCACACUCUGGAUGGAAGUUAAAGACAGGGUUUUCCCAACGUAUAGCACCUUUUUGUAUGUUCGAAUAAUGUAAAAGCUUUUGCAUGUUGCUUCCGAGGAGAGAAAUGUUGGGCAGGUGCAGUCCAGAUUCCCACUUCAGCUGUUCACCUCUCUUGUUUUUCUCCAAAGCCAUAAUUAAGAAUUGUGUCGCCUUUACAGGCGCAGUGAGCCGGUUUUGAAUUGGUUCACUCCCCAUUAGGUACGGAAACCAAUUAGCUGUAAUCAAACAACAAACUGUUAGAAUACAACUGAUAACUUUUGUUUCAACAGGUUUAAUUUUUGUGGUUAAAAAAAACAACCUCUUCAAUUUGUUAAAUUGCGGCUUUACAUGUUAGAAUUCAUUUCUUUGAAAUUGUCUGAAAACAAAGAGAUUCGCCAGCCUGAUCCUUAUGUCAGUGCUAAUGAGAAGAUUUUUUCUAUCCCCAAAUUACCAACCAAAAAACUAUUUUUAAAAUAUUUUUAUUGAAUUAUAUUAGCUAAAUUUUAACUAAUAAUUAAGAUAAACUUGUUUAACUGGUAGGUCCUCCUUUCCCUUGACCACCCCAGCUAAGACCAGCCUUUUGUUGACAAUGCCCGCCUCAAGGUUAGAAAGCUCAGCUUACAAUUUGGACUUUAUCAUCAGCAUAAUCAUAGUAGCUAAAAUAAAAAAGGCUCUUCACUUUUAAAAAAUGGAUGGUUUGUGUUAUAAAUAUUUAUCCAUAACAUAGAUCAUAUUAUCAUAGCAGCCACUUUGUUCUGUGCUAAAGAGAGCCUAAUCACCUACACUGUUAAAAUUGGCUUUUAAAAUUAAUUCAACAAUUUGUGAACAAUUUGUGUAAUAGAGUAUUUCUGAGUAGAAAUCAUGUAAGUUCUACUGCUAAAAAAACCAACUUCCAAACAUGUUCUAAAAUGUACAGUUAAAUUUGAUUAAUUGUAACUGAUUGCUUAGAUUGUUUUGCUCUUCUGGUUUGUCCACCUUGCUAACAAGGAACCACAAAUAAUACUUUUUUGUUAAGGCAUAAAAUGGUAAUAAACAUUUUCAAUCCGUUCUCACAGGAUGAUAUAUAAAGCUUUUCUCUAAUUUGCGUCGUCGUAACCUCAGGGUUAGAAACUCAGCUUUAUCAUUCAGAUAAAUGAGGGGCAGUUACCUGCAGUGAUUUUUUUUUAAAUUGGUAAAAUUGAACUUGAUUUGUUUAAAUCUAAAUAAAUAUUUCCGAGUAGACGUCACGUAAAUUAAAAAUGUAGUUGAUCCACUAAAUGAGUUGCCUUCUAACCAGUUACAUCGUUUUGCGGCAUCGGACUUAUUUUAGCAGGACAUUCAAAGACGCUUUACAUGAAAUCAGUCAUUUCCAUUCACACACACGUUCACAUGAAUAUAUUUUUAACACAUUGAUAUAAGAUUCAGGCAUAAAAUGUUAUUGAAGUAGUGAUACAUUUUAAAUGUAUUCAAACACUUGAAUACAUUGUAAAUGCUGUGGUUUCCACUUACAACCACACCUCAUUGUGUCACUCCUGGGCAAAGACUGCCUCAAGACUUAGAAGUCCAUCUUGCUAGCUAACUUAGCUUUAGCAUUAGCACUGUGGCUGAUCUAGUUUAGCUGGAUGCAAUCUUUAAUUCUUGCUCCAACACAAAAACCACCAGUCUUAUUGCAGUUUUUAACAUUUAAUUGGCAACACAACUUGUAACACCCUUCAAGAUAUGCAUCUUCCAGAUACUGAACCAGAUGAAGAAGAACGGCUAGAAUAACCAACAUAUUUAGUAAAAUUGAGUUUAAAAUGAUUAGGUAUGCUUUGCUACCAAAAUCAAAUAGAUAAUGUUAGCAUUUUGCUAUUAUCGUCCAUUACAUUUACAAACUAAUUUGCUUGAUUAAACUAUAACUAUAUAUUACAUAAAAUGUAAUAGGUAAUACCUUCCCAAAACAUUUUUGUAGUGAAUGUGGCUGAGUUUAGGUAAAUGCAGUAGGAUUAUGGAUGUUGAAAGCUGGUAGGUAACUAUAAAAACACCCUGCAGAUGGUGAAAUGAAAAUAUUUCCACCUUAAAUGUUUGCAUGCUGGAAUACACUUUUGAGAACAGAAUCAGGAUCAGACAGCGUAGUGUGAUGGAAGUGGGCUAAACUGGAGGGUGUUAAUUUUUGUGAUUGUACAAUUCUGAUGCUUCAUAGUCUAAAAAAAGAUGUCAACACCUGUCAUAAAUUGUAUUAAUGUAAAACUGAGAAAUUGUGAGACUAACAUGUUUUUCUCCGAGCCGUUCUGUUUGAAAGUAUUCCUGGCUGCAGUGGAGGAGGGAAACAGCAAAGCCAGUUUCCUGUGGUUAUUGAUGGUUAUUGAGCUAGAGCCCUGCCAGUCCGAUUGCUUCAGUCAUCCUGCUCGACCUUUCCCCAACAAGUACGAUGCACUUUCACCCUCUUAUUUUACACAAGUAAUGGGGCAAAAACCUUUGACCAAUGUAAGCAUAACGUUAUUUAUUUCUGAGGACCUAGAAAACGUUGUCAGUUUUUAUGAGAGUCUGUGGUUGUCGUUCAAGUUCCAAAUGUAUUUGCACAGAGAAAUGUUCUUUAUGUGCUGAUUUACAUGCAUAAACACAUUUCAGUAAUAAAGGAAACAUGCAUACCAGUCA
Molecule: messenger RNA, 5242 nt
Organism: Poecilia reticulata (guppy)
Lineage: Eukaryota; Metazoa; Chordata; Actinopteri; Cyprinodontiformes; Poeciliidae
Gene: rnf228
Product: ring finger protein 228
Biological process (GO): protein ubiquitination
Molecular function (GO): ubiquitin protein ligase activity
Source: RefSeq, a predicted model, not a curated record